Messenger RNA from Exophiala dermatitidis NIH/UT8656, 1578 nucleotides. RefSeq lists its product as uncharacterized. The transcript has 2 exons. The record is from RefSeq and is a predicted model, not a curated record. Bases 1 to 1578 code for a protein of 525 amino acids. Gene Ontology annotation, biological process: transmembrane transport. Lineage: Eukaryota; Fungi; Ascomycota; Eurotiomycetes; Chaetothyriales; Herpotrichiellaceae. Gene Ontology annotation, molecular function: transmembrane transporter activity. Gene Ontology annotation, cellular component: membrane.
AUGGCUCCUGAUACAGAAAAGUUCGCGCUCUCCGAAGUGCCUGUUGAUGACUACGAUGGAGAAAAACUAGGGAGAACAGGUUCUGCAAUUGUCGGCAGCAUCGACGAUAUCACUAUCCUCGACCAGCUGGGUUACAAACCCCAACUACACCGCAACCGGUCUAUGUUGACGCUAUUGUUCCAAUCUCUUGCCAUUGCCGCCAUUCCUUAUGGUGAGGGAUCGCCGUUGGCCAGUGCCAUCUACGGUGGUGGCCCUUUGUCUAUCUUCGUCGGUUGGCUCAUAGUGCUCGUCUUGGACGAAUGCAUAGCUGUGUCGUUAGGCGAGCUUGCCUCGAAAUAUCCCACCUCGGCCGGACCAUACUACUGGUCUUUCCAGGUUGCCACCAAAGGGAAGACCGUGUUGUCCUUCAUUACCGGUUGGACCUGGCUCAUUGGCAAUUGGACCAUUACACUCUCGGUCAAUUUCGGUUUUGCCUCACUCCUCGCCGGCACAAUAGCCAUGUACCAUCCAGAUUGGGUGGCCCAAGAUUGGCAGCUCCUCCUGAUCUUCUACGCCAUCUGCAUAAUUACCUUGUUCAUCUGUACAUUUGGUAAUCGAUACCUACCGAUGGUCGACACGAUCUGCGCUGCCUGGACAGCCCUGAGUAUCGUUGUCAUCCUGAUCGCUCUUUCGGUCAAGGCAGAUGCUGGCAGACACAGUACAACUUAUGCUUUGGGCCAUUACGACACGUCAUUCUCAGGCUGGGGCGGGUUCACGUUCUUUAUUGGCCUCCUGCCGCCUGCGUACACAUUUUCCGCGCUUGGAAUGGUUUCAGCGAUGGCAGAAGAAUGCGCCAGUCCUGCACUCAAAUUACCCAGAGCGAUGAGUCUAUGUGUGCCUGUUGGCGGGCUCGCAGGCUUGUUUUUCAUUUUGCCUCUUUGCUACACACUUCCACCAUUGGAAGACAUUCUGGCUGCCCCUUACGGACAGGCGCUACCAUAUAUUUUCUACCGUGUGAUGGGCACACCUGGAGGCGGACUGGGCCUGAUGUUUCUGGUCCUGGUCAUUACACUCUUCUGCAGCAUUAGCAUCACCACGGCAGCCUCGCGGUGCACGUGGGCAUUCGCCCGAGACGACGCAAUUCCCCUUGCGCGACUCUGGUCCAAAGUCAAUCACAAACACGGCGUGCCCGUUUAUGCUCUUCUGCUCGUGACUCUGGUGCAACUGCUGCUCGGAGUGAUUUAUCUGGGCUCGACCUCGGCAUUCACGGCGUUUGUCUCCGUCGGCGUGAUCGGGCUUGCCGUCUCCUAUGCCAUCCCUAUUGGAAUCAGUGUUUGGCAUCGACGCCGCGAAGUGUCGACCGCGCGGUGGAACUGUGGACCCGUUCUUGGCCCCAUCGUCAACGUCGUCGCGCUGUGUUGGAUCGCCUUUGAAGUCGUCCUGUUCAGUAUGCCUACUGCUCUGCCGGUCACCAAAGUCACCAUGAACUAUGCAAGUGUGGUUCUGGUCGGAUUUCUGGUCAUCUCCGCCAUCUGGUAUGCCGUCUAUGCUCGAAAGGCAUACAAGGGUCCUCCGGAAUCGGAUGGCAUUGCUGCGUGA